Coregonus sp. 'balchen' is the source of this 5232-nucleotide messenger RNA. Lineage: Eukaryota; Metazoa; Chordata; Actinopteri; Salmoniformes; Salmonidae. The record is from the annotation of a GenBank genome assembly.
AUGCCUGCUAAGAAAGUGUGCAUCGUUGGAUCUGGAAACUGGUAUAUUUAUGGGCUUUCUCUAUUUGCAUGUGCCUGCAUUCGACAACAUUGUAUCAUCAUGAAUUCCACUGAUUGAUUCAUGUAGCCAACUACAAAGUGUUGCUAUUUGGCUAAAUUGACAACUUGCAUGUAGUUUCAUAGAAUAUCAAAUAUAGAAGUUUGAUCUACAUUCAUUGAAUGUAGGCUGGUUAUGGUAUCCCCAUAAUUAGCAUAUUGUUCAUUUUGCGAGUGUGAUUUUGAAAAUAUGAAUGGCGUUAUGGAUUGCCCUCCUAUCUAAAUCGCUGUUUUCAUAAUUUCCUAGGGGCUCUGCGAUAGCCAAAAUCGUCGGCCAUAAUGCAAAGGGAUCCAACAGGUUUGACCCCAUUGUCAACAUGUGGGUGUUUGAAGAGAUGAUCGAUGGCAAAAAGUUAACAGAAAUCAUCAACACAGAGCAUGAGAACGUCAAAUACCUACCGGGUCACAAGCUUCCCAAAAAUGUGGUUAGUAUUGUGUUUUGUUUAGUAUGGGAUUCUUGCCUCAAAAUUAAAAAUCAUUGAGUUGUGCAAUAAUUCUGGAGCUAUCUCCGGACAUGUUUUUAUGAUUGUAAAAGGAUACACACAGAUAAGUUGAGUGAAGUUUGACCUAUACAGAGCUAACAACGUGUCUGGUUUGUUCUCAAGAACCCAAAGCAUUAACAAGGCAUUCUGCCUUAUCCCAAGGGUUCUCAGCUAUAAGUACCGUUUACCGGUGGGCCCAUGUGAACUACAAUCCCAUCGCUUUGUUUUAACAUUCAGAAACGUCAAUAAUCAUCGCUUGCAAUUAGGUUUUUGAAACAUGGAAUUAUCUUUCAUAUCACCAAGAAAUAAUCUUUCAAAUAAAAAAAGAUACACUUACUGUAUCAUGUUUGCACAGAUCCAUAUGGCUGUGUGCCUCCAGAUGACAAACUACACUUCCUUCCCAGUUAUGCUUAGACACAGGUGUUCGAGCAGGCUAGAUAGCUAAUUACACACAGGUGUUCAAGCAUGCUAGAUAGCUAAUUAGCACAGGUGGUCUUCUCUGCCUUCCAUCAGUCUUCCUUAAUAAAGCGCUGUAAUAUGGAGAUAUGGCCAUGUGGGAACACUAACCUUAUAAAAUAGUGCUGGGGUAAGAAAUCUGUACAGUUACAUAUCAGGAUAUUAUUUUUGACAAUAUAUCAUGUAGUUUAUAUAUAUUUUUUACCCCCUUUUUAUCCCCAAUUUCUAUCUUGUCUCAUUGCUGCAACUCCCCAACGGGCUCGGGAGGCGAAGGUCAAGUCAUGCGUCCUCCGAAACAUGACCCGUCAAACCGCGCUUCUUAACACCCGCCCGCUUAACCCGGAAGCCAGCCGCACCAAUGUGUCGGAGGAAACACUGUUCAACUGAUGACAGAGGUCAGCCUGCAGGCGCCCGGCCCGGCACAAGGAGUCGCUAGAGCGCGAUCAGCCAAGUAAAGCCCCCCCCCCCCGGCCAAACCCUCCCCAAUCCCGGAUGACGCUGGGCCAAUUGUGCGCCGCCCUAUCUGCUCAGCCAUUAUUAUGAGCAGUCCUCCCUUCAGCAGCCUCCACUGCUUGUAAUGUAGAUUAAUGAUAAAUGCUACUACACAGUAACAUCCAUCAUGAAUAGUACAAUGUAUCAUGCUAUCUUUUUCCGCUCCAAUUUACCAGGUUGCUGUUCCAGAAAUCACAGAAGCGGUGAAAGGGGCCAGCAUACUGAUCUUUGUCAUUCCACAUCAGUUCAUUGGGAGGCUCUGUGAUCAGAUGAAACCUCAUAUUACACAGGGAACCAUUGGAAUAUCCCUCAUCAAAGUAAUGUCAUUUACCUAUUUUUCACACCAGCUCUCUCUUUGAAAAAUCAUUGCUAAAAUCUAUACAAUUUAUGUCGGACUUUGCUCUGGCUUCAUACCGGGCUUCUUAUCACUCAGGGAAAGUCUCAGCUGUAUGAACUUAUCAUCAUGGCUAUGAUUUUACACUCAUUAUGUAACAGUAGCCUAGUCAAAAAAAUUUAGCCACCCAAAUGCUGGUAACUAGGGUUAUAUGUUACAAAAUGAGUGAUUGAAGGCAGCCUAAGAUCUCUUUUCUGCCCUGGUCCUUAUUCAGGGCAUCGAUGAAGGCCCAGAGGGCUUGAAGCUCAUCUCUGACAUCAUCCGCGAGAAACUGGAAAUCGAGGUUAGCGUCCUGAUGGGGGCCAACAUUGCCAACGAAGUGGCUGAUGAGAAGUUCUGUGAGACCACAAUUGGUAAGACAUUUUUUAUAUAAUAUCUAGAAUAUUGCUGUAAUGUUUUCUGUCCUCACUUGGGUUGCAACUCCCACUGAUGCAGUUAUGUUUAUCUUAACUUUCUAUCACUACCUGAACAGGAGCAAAGAACGAAGCAAACGGACACAUCUUUAAAGAGCUGCUGCAGACUCCCAACUUCAGGAUCACCGUGGUGCAGGAGAGUGACACAGUAGAACUCUGUGGGGCUCUCAAGGUACAAUUUACAAUUCAGUUCAAAGAGAACAACUUUUGCUACAUAUAGCUACAACGUGAACGUAACUUACACAGAAGGCCUAUGUUUCGUUCCACUGUUUUAUUUGCUCACAUUGUAAAUAAAUAUUUUUAUAAACCAUGAAUCAUAUUGCUAAAAAAAAAAAAAAAGAGUAGAAGACUGUACAUAAGACUCAUGGUUCCUUUCCCACUCUCUCCUUCCCAGAACAUUGUAGCGGUGGGCGCUGGGUUCUGUGACGGUCUGGGCUUUGGGGACAACACCAAGGCUGCGGUGAUCCGGCUGGGGCUGAUGGAGAUGAUUGCCUUCACCAAGCUGUUCUGUAAGGGCCAGGUGUCCUCCGUGACAUUCCUGGAGAGCUGUGGGGUCGCCGACCUGAUCACCACCUGCUACGGGGGACGCAACCGCAAGGUGGCUGAGGCCUUCGCCAAGACAUCCAAGGUGAGAUAUCUAGACAACUACGACUCAGAGAUGUGACUGUGCUGUGACCAGUACAACUUUCACCUGUUUUGUCAGAUUGAUAACAGUUAAGAUAUUAAUAUCCAACACUUAAAAAAACUAAUGGUAUGUUUGUGUGUGUGCGUAUACAUGCUUUAAGUAAAGUAAGUAACUAUGUUGCAUACCUUUCCAGUCUAUUGAAGAGCUAGAGGCUGAGAUGCUCAAUGGCCAGAAGCUGCAAGGCCCACAAACCUCCGCUGAGGUGUUCAAAAUUCUAAAGAAGAGAGACAUGAUUAGCAAGUGAGUACAACUCUUUCACCUUAAAGUGAGACUCUGCGAUAUUACUUUUCUUGCUCUCACACAGUCACACAGAGGAUCUGCGCAUGUGCACGGGCCCGCUUCACGCUGCUACAACAUGAUGUAGUCCCCUGUAGCUCAGUUGGUAGAGCAUGGCGCUUGCAACGCCACGGUUGUGGGUUCGUUUCCCACGGGGGGCCAGUAUGAAAAUGUAUGCACUCACUAACUGCAAGUUGCUCUGGAUAAGAGCGUCUGCUAAAUGACUAAAAUGUAAAUGUAAUGAUGGCUAUGGGAUCAAAAGAGUGAAGAAGUUUAGCCUCAUGCUUCAACGCUCUUGCAGAAAUUGCCCCGAUAUUUCUGUUUACUUCGUGUAUCGCUGAGCCUACCUUUUAAUGCAUUUAAUGACUUGCAAAUGUUCCUCCAAUGUUCGUUUACUCAUUCACUACAUUAAUUUAAGCAAAUUAGCUUCAAAUAUUAACUGAAGCUCUCCUCAACAAAUGGUGAUUGCUGCUAAUGGAACCACGUCUUGCUGCAUUGAGAUUUAGUGCAAUUUUUUUGUCUUGUAGGUUUCCGUUGUUUGCCUCUGUGUAUCAGAUCUGCUUUGAGGGCAAAGCUGUGCAGGAGUUUAUCACAUGUCUGCAGAACCACCCUGAACACAUGUGAUCACUCUGUAACCUGAAGCCACGGAACCUGCAGCUCCUCCAAUGGUGUAGAGUGAAGUCGCCCCUAGAUGCUGAUCUUGGGUCAGUUUUCCAGUCCCCCACUUAUAGUUAAAGUUGGGAUUGGGGGAGGGGAAGCUGAUCGUAGAUCUGUACCUAUAGGGAAACUUCACCCCAGAGUCACUUCCAAUAGCACCAUCAUACCAUCAGAGGGCAGCAGUGCUGCAUAAAUGUUCAUUAAUAAUACUGUAACUACAUAAAAAUGUAACUGUAACCACUAAAUAUUCCUUAUCAUUUGAUACUAAGUCUGAUGAACCACUCUACUUAACGUGCUUUGUCGCAUAUUCAUAUGUUUUGUGUUUUGAUUGUGUAUAAGCUUAUCAACUAAAGCACUUGACAAAUGCUUAGUAAUUGUUGCUGAUUAAAAAAUGUUUUCUAUUAAUUUUGAAUUUUUACAAUUUGUUGAACAAAUAUUCUCAAAACAAUACUUUUGAUUGAAAAAUAAAUUUUUGUGUUUCUUUUGUUUCACUUCAUUUUGGCACGCUUACUUUUAACAUUGAAAGCCUUUCAGAGGGUAACCGAGAACAAUAGACUUGACAUUGUUAAGAUGAGAGAGCAAUAACAAAUACGUUUAUUUGAUUUGAUUGUCUAAUAUUGUCCUGUUGUCCAUGCAAGAAAAUGAAAUAACAUAUUUAAUAUAUUUUAAUGAGAUGUUCCCCUGAUGAAAGAAGGAUUGCUUACGUUUAACUGUUUAAUCAGCUUUACAUAACAAUUACAUUGUAUCUAAAGUUCUUGCCUUCACUUCAAAGAUGGAGGCCUACUUAUCCUAGAGAACACAGAUGUAAAUGUAUUACAGAUAUUCCACAAACCCAUUCCCUGGAGUCUUCUGUGACACAACCAUAUCAGACCCAGGAUUAAAGAACAAUUGUGGCCCUUGUCUCUCCAUCUCUUCUGGCUAUAUCACAGUGAGAAGAACAGAGGCUUAGUGGGAUAGCGCACAAUCAGCUAGGCCUUUGAAUGUCCCAUCAGAUCAGAGGGACCUUGAUGCUUCCAUCCAUCCCUCCACACUGUAGCCACGACUGUGUCCAGCCACGGUUCACUCUUUCCUGGGUAACCCGACAAGGAGGAGGCCUCUCUUCAGGUUGACAGCUCCACAGACAGGCUGCCCCGGAUCCCACACAUCUCAGGACAUCAAAGGGCACAACGGAAGGCAGGGGGCCACGGAGAUGGCAGAGGCCCAGGUUGAGGCACCCUGUCCGCCCCAGUUUCCCGUGGGACAUGGGGCCCCAGGAGAGGUCCUGUGUCGGGGCUUCCCGCAG